Messenger RNA from Diabrotica balteata, 7465 nucleotides. NCBI's taxonomy places the organism in Eukaryota, Metazoa, Arthropoda, Insecta, Coleoptera, Chrysomelidae. The record is from the annotation of a GenBank genome assembly.
UGACAUUGACACUUCAUUCAGUUAGAAUUUGCUCUUUUUUAAUACAAUUGACUGCUUUUUAAAUUAUAUUUUAUUAAUUUUAGAUAAAACCGCUCAAUGCAAAAUAAUGAUUACGUGAAAGCAAUUAAUUUUCAAGUGAAAACUCAAUUAAGCGGCUUUCAUUUGUUUAAAAUCCUUAAGUUCACAGGACUGUGUAGUUGAGAACUCAGUGUUUAUUUUAUCAAUAAUGUAGUUGAUAUGUACCACCUACAGAAGAUAUUGGUAAAUAUCAGUUAUGCCAGGAAGUUAUGAAUACUCGAGGAAGUUGAAAAAUUUCGUAUUAUGGAAAAUGAUGACCCUAUGUUAACCAAAACCCAAAGACUUGUUUUGGGAUUUUUAGUUUUGAUUUUAGUUGAUGUUAUUUGGGUAUCUUCUUCGGAAUUGACAAAGGUACGAUCCGUAAGAUUUAACAAAUUGGCUGAAGUCAGGCACAUGUCAGAAAGUGAAGCUACGGAAGCAUUACUAGCAAGGCUUUCUUAUCAAGCAAGUGUAAGAGCAAGUGAGAUGGCUAAAAGAGCUGCAAAUCGACUGCCAAUUGCAAGAGUCGCUAAAAUCGCACUAAUUUUUUGUUUAUUAUGGUUUAUUGCCAACUAUACAUACCAAGUAGCCUUGUCAGAAACAGAAGCAGGAAUAGUGAACGUUUUAUCGUCAACUUCUAGUUUGUUCACUUUAGUUCUUGCAUCAAUUUUUCCCUCGAAUCCGAGCGACAAAUUUACUUUGUCAAAAUUAGUAGCGGUUUUCCUCAGUAUUAUCGGAAUAGUAUUGGUAAGUUUUUCUGAUCUCACUAUAGAAUCAAAACUGCCAUUUGGUGCGGUUUUAUCGCUGUUUAGUGCAUUUUUUUACGCGACGUACCUCGUUUUUCUUAAAAGGAAGGUAGACCAUGAAGAUAAAAUUGGUAUUCCAUUGUUUUUCGGUUUUGUCGGACUAUUCAAUCUCCUUCUUUUAUGGCCACUAUUUUUCUUUCUACAUUUUAGUAAAUUAGAAAUUUUCGAAUGGCCUACGAGGGAACAAUUGCUGCUGUUACUAUUAAAUGGUUUAUUGGGAACAGUAAUAUCAGAAGCACUCUGGUUAUGGGGUUGCUUUCUGACAUCUUCUCUUAUGGCUACCGUCGCCAUGAGUUUGACAAUACCAAUGACCAUGUUAGCAGACGUACUACUAAAAGAAGUACCUUACCCAAUACUAUUUUACACGGGCACGUUACCAGUGCUUGUAGCCUUCCUAGCUGUCACUGUUCUCUCACAUUACGAGAACUGGGACCCAGUGUUCGAUAUAUUACAAUGUGCCUAUCAAAACGUCUGCAACAAGAGCAGAUUUAUUCGUUCUAGGUUUAAAGAAGCUGCCUCGGAACAAACGGAGGCUCUGAUAGGCAUUAAUUGCGAGCACGAAGCGUAAACAAAAACAACAAUCAACAAGAAAUACUUUAAGGAAUCUCAGGCCUAUGAUAACCCAUGUCUGCUGGGAAUAUUGUUACAAGCUAAUGCUUUACAUUCCAUACACAUGUAAAACGCUCAGUAUUUUAGUUUUUCAUAAAUAAUAUGCAUACAACUGUAGAAAGAAGUUUUUAUGCGCUGAAUAAUAAGGCAAAUAUAUGUAUUUAAUACUUUAUUUUGUCGUUUGUAAUAUUUUGUUGUAUUUAAUAUUUUGACUUUUUCUCUUGUCAUUUGCUUGGCACGCAGUAGUAGUGAUUCAGAAAUAAAUGUCAAUAUCCUCUCUUAUAUGACAAACUUGAUAUCGUUCAAUAUACCAAUAUGUCAUAUUGUAACAUCAAGCAUAAUGGCACUCUCAUCUCACGUCAUAAUAGAGCUGCAGCUCAAAUUUCUACAAUAUUAUAAACAAUUUUUUAAGAGUGUAAAUGUGUUACAACCUUCUCCUUUACUGUGCUUGGAACCGGCAGUGACAGUUGUGAAGCUGCUGAAUCUACAACAUAACUACCCCGGGCGGAGUGGAAAAUAAUAAAAUCAAUGCUUCAAAGUAGUAAAAAAAAGAUAUAAUAUCACCCAUAAGACAACACAUAAUAUUAUGGAAAAAUUACUUUAAAACACUACUUCUAAGAAAAGACCAGAAUUCAACUCAAUUCAGAAACGGAAAUCAAUUAUUUUAUACAAAAAUCUUCGCCUAUCCGAAUAGAUGUCACAGAAAUUAAAAAUAUAUUAAGGCAAUAACAAACGCCAAAGUACAAGGCGUAGACAACAUCUCAGCAGAAUUGUUAAAAAAUGGAACAAACAAACUUGAUCAACAUCUAUCAAGACUAUUCCAAAAUUGUCAUAACGAAACGAAUAAAAAUUAUCACAUCUCUCAACUAUUCAUAAAAAGUUAAACAAAGAAGGUUUUCAAAACUGAGAUUAUAUCAAGAAAGAGUAACCAACGAGGAUAUCCGCAGAUAUAUGAACGCAAAGCACAAUGAUUUACCACAUAAAAUACAAACAACUGAAGUGAUACGGUCACGUUCAGAGAAUGGGAAAAGAUCUAUUACCAAAGCAAAUACUAGACUUGGCACCUCAGGGAAGAUGUAGAAGAGGUAGAUCUCGAACAAGUUUGAGGUUGUAAACAAGGGCCAUGAAACUCAAUGGGAAAUUCUAAACUGUUGAAUUCCUCUUUCCCUAAAUAUUUUACAUCAAAUGUACAUAGUGCACGAAUGUGUAUGACAUGUUGCGUAAGAUGUUUGUCAAUAUUUUUAUUUUAUGAUUAAAUUAUAAACUAAAUACUACUACCACAGAAUAGAUAACAAUCAGAAUGCCCUCUCUCAGAUGCCGCCUUUGAAGUUUGUCGCGAUCGCCAUAUUUUAGACGGAAACAUAGACUCGAAUUUAAAUUUUUAGACAUUAAUAAUUUAGUACAUUUGAAAUAAUUUAAUCUAUUCUUUAACUAAAAGUACGAAUGAAAUAGUGCAUAUUAGGUCUAUAGUUGCCGUAAAUAAAUUAAACCGGGUUAAUUUUUCUAUGCACACCAGAUAAAAUGCCACUGAACGGUACUGGUUCCGACUAAAACAUGGCUGAUUCAGUCUGCGCGAACGAGAUGCGCAUACUUAUUUUUUCAAGCAGAGUGGGCAUUCUAAUUGUUCAUUAUUCUGUGUUACUACUACUUACUUACUUACUCCGUGGCGUUACAACCUUUCGUGGGUUGUAGCCGACUCGACAACAUGCCUCCACUGUUUUCUGUUUUGAGCAACCUCCAUCCAAUUCUCCACGCCCAUAGUGCUUAGGUCUCCUGCUAUAUUGUCUCGCCGUCGGAGACGAGGGCGUCCGCGUGGACUCCUUCCAGUUGGGACUUUCUCCCACACCAGUCUUACUGUUCGUGCGCCAGAAUGUCUUCUGAGGUGUCCUGCCCAUUUAAGUUUUCUGGACUUUAUUUCUUUUAUGAUGUUGGCGUCUGGGUAAAGUUCUUCAAGCUCUUUGUUAGUUCUUAUGCUAUAUUGUCCUGAUGCUUCAUCCAACACAGGACCAAAGAUCUUCCUUAGGAUUUUUCUUUCCCAAACACAUAGUCUCUCUUCGGUUGCCUUUGUUAUCGUCCACGUUUCGCUUCCAUACAUCACAACGGGUCGUAUGAUUGUUUUAUAGACCUGUAUCUUCGUACGUCGUGUUAGUUGUUUUGAUUUUAUAAGGUUUUGGAGGGCAAAAGGCAUCUGUUGCCGGCCUGAAUCCUGUUGUUUAUUUCUUGUGAUCCGCUAUUGUCUUCAGUUAUUGUUGUUUUCCAAGAUACUUGAAUUGUCCAACGUGCUCAAAGUUAAAGUCAUCGAUGGUGAUGUUCUGGCCGAUUCUGUCUGCUGUGGUUAUUGCGGCUCAUAUACAUAUAUUUCGUCUUGUUUUCGUUGAUUUGGAGCCCCAUCUUCUCUGCUCCCUUCUCAAACUUACGAAAGCCUCCUUCAUCCUUAAUCGUGUGUUUCCUAUUAGAUCUAUAUCGUCUGCAAAUGCCAGUAGUAAGAUUGGUCCUUCUCGAUGAAAUGCUGUAUUCGGUUUUUCGAUUCUUGCACUUCUGAUUAUGUGUUCCAGAGCUAAGUUGAAGAGUGUGGUGAAAGUGCAUCUCCCUGUUUUAGUCCAUUGUUUAUUUUAAAUGUCUCCGAGUAUUGUUGUCCAACUCUCACUUUACAUCGUAACCGUUCCAUACACAUCCGUAUCAACCUGACUAGAUUUUUUGGAAAGCCAAGUUCCUGCAUCGCUGUCCACAGUCUGUCCCUACAUACUGUAUCAAAUGCUUGUUUAAAAUCUAUGAACAUCUGAUGAAGCUCACGAUCAAACUCCCAGCAUUUUUUCAUUAUCUGUUUUAUUGUGAAUAUCUGGUCAAUAGUAGAGCGGCCCGGUCUAACUCCGCAAUGAUAAUCUCCAACGAUUUCUUCUGUGUAUGUUUUGGUUCUUUCUAGCAGGAUGUUUGCAAGAAAUUUGUAGGUGGUGUUUAGGAGUGUUGGUCCCCUGUAGUUAAUUCAUUGCUUUUUGUUUCCUUUUUUGUGCAUUGGUACAAUAACCCCUUCUUUCCAUUCAUCUGGCAUUGUUUCUUCUUGCCAAAUGUUAUGAAUUAGCUUGUAUAUCGAACUGUACAACGCUUCUCCUCCAUGUUUUAAGCACUCUGCCGGUAUACCAUCGCUACCUUGUGUCUUAUUAUUUUUAAGUUUUUUAAUUUCCUGUAUUACUUCUUCGUAUGUCGGGUAUUAGUCUUCUAUUUCAGCUGUAUGUACCUCUAUGUUUGAUGUAUUUCUGCUAGAUUGGUCAUUCAAUAGUUGAUUGAAGUAUUCCUUCCAGGUUUUUAGGAUUUCCUUGUCAUCCGUGAUAAGCUGUCCACUAUCGUUUUGAAGAAAGUUUCCUGUUCUUGCUUGUUCCCCGGCCUUGAUAUCUGAAACUCCUUUGAAGAACUGUCUCGCUUGUUUGUUCUUUCUUUUUUUUUCUCUAUCUCUGAUACUUUGCUCCUGAUACUCUUUCUUCUUCCUUUCCUUCUUUCUUUUAGUUUUCUUGUUUGUGUUCUUCUUUGUCUAUACAUUUCAUUGCUGUUAUGGAGUUCAGGCAAUCAUCAUCGAACCAUUUUUUUGUUGUUUUCUUUUUGUGUCAUAGUAUUUCAUCUGAUACGCUUGUCAGGGCUAAUUUGAUAUUUUUUAAAGCUGAAUCUAUGAUUUUAUAGUUUUCUGUCUAUGUCAGAGCGAUUUACUACUACUACUGAACAAUAAAUAUUACUUUGUAAAGUAUAAAUGAUAUUUAUAUGUUUAUUGCAAACAUUGUUUACAAAGCAGUAAAGUUAAUGAAAUCUAAUCAGUUGACGAAAAAUCACAAUCAUGUAUUCAGGCAAUAGUGCGAGCACUGCAAGAUCUUUAUUUAACGUAAGAUAUUCUUAUACACUUCAAUUCAAUUCCAGGUUAUACAACAAUUUAAAGAAUUUCAAUAUAGUUACUGUGAUCCUUCCUAAAAAUUAUUUAUGAUAAUUUCUAAACACAAAACUAUAACAAAUGUUCCAACAUUUCGCCAUUUUGUAACAAACGCUAUCCCAAUCUAUUGGAAAAUUCUCGUCUAACAUUAGCCAGAACGUGUGAAGUUAUUUUUGCACACUUUUUAAUAAUUCACAUUUUUAAUGCUUCAAUAUCUAUAAAUUUUUGGUCAGAAUAGAUUUUUGAUUUUAGAUGCCCCACCAGAUAAAAUGUUUGUUUGGAGCUAGAUCUCCCGAUCUCGUAUUACGUAGGCCACUCAAUUUUACAGUUAGGUCCAAUCAAACAAUUAUUAAAGCUAUUUUUAAGCACUUCCUUUCAGUUUCUUUCCAUUUCUAUUGUGCGCAAGGCAUCCAUCCAUUAAACCAAAUUUUUUCUUUAUCUGGAGCUAUUUCUGCACGUCUCGAUAAAAUUAUCUUUUUGUAUCAAGUCUAAAAACUUUUUGAAUUUAAAUUUUCCUCAUACAAAAAUGGUCCAAUAAUAUUGUGUUCAAAUAUUCGUAACCAGACAUUGAUUUUUCGACGAUAUUGAGCGUCUAUAUUCUUUGAUAUUGGGUAUGGCUUUCAAUAAUAUCCUCCGCUUUCUUGUCGACCAAAUCGUAUACUUUUGAGUAUUUGGUUCAAUAUUUAAUGUAAAUGUACAUUCGUUACUUAAUAAAAUGUGUUUUAAAAAUGGUAUUUCUAAAUUGAAAUUUAUUUGAACGGAAUUUAUUCCUUUUCAACAUUUUUAGGCCGGGGAAUUAUACAUAUUAAACUGGUGUGCAAUGGUCCGUGAACUUAUUCUAGGAUUUUCAAUACCUACUGCUUUUAAUGCAUUUGGUUCAUUUUGAUUUUAUAAAUUUCUUGGUACCUCAGCACUAUUGUUUAUAUCGGUACAAUUAAAAAUUAUAGCCCCAAAAUUUUCAAAAUUUUGUCAAAUCCUUUGAAUUGUUGAAUGACUUGGAAUUGGUCUAUUGGGAUAUCUUACGCUAAAUAAAGAACUGACACGUUGCGCACUACGGUCUGAAUACCACGGACAUUAUUUAAUCAACGUUAUUGUUUUUUAAACAAUAAAUCACAAAUAAAAAUUUUGGCAAUUCAAAUAUUGUCAAAUAUCAGAAACAUCAAUAUGGCCAAACGCAAGACGUCCUACAUAUUAUUGCACUGCUCUUGGCCUUACUUUCAGGGGUGGCCUGAAAAAUGUAUUAUAUUUUUGCAUUUUGAGUUAUAUUCUUGCAUAUAAUCUUCUUUCUACUAAUCAAACGCAACUAUAAGUUUGUACUUAGGUUUAUUAGGUAAUAUAAAAGGAAACAAAUAGUUAUUGUGAUAUUAAGAGUUAGAAAAACAAAUAACACAACUGUAUGUAAAAAAAAUUGUUAUCAUAGGCCGUUUUAAUUUUCCUAUGCAUAUUUAUAACAAACGUAUAUUAUAAUAUGUGCAUGAACAAUACGAGUACUAUGGAGUUUUGGUCGACUUUCUUUAGAAGAAUAUGAAAAAUAUUGCUGACCACUUAACUAUGUACAAAAUUGUUUUAUGAUCCUUUCGUUUGUAUUUUUUGCUCUUUAUAAUGGACUAGGAAUGCCAGUAAAUCCUUCCAAUGUCCGUCCUUGUAUCUUUACUGAUUCGAUAUUACGCAAUACAAUAAAACACAAAGUACUUUACAAAAUAUCCUGUUCCUAUAUACAUGUGCUGGUAUUUCGGUACAGUAUACUUUAAAUAUUUCGUAGUAUCUAGUAUAGUAUUAUUGUAUACGAUACGUUUGUUGUAAAUAUUUUGUCCGUACUAUUGAUAAUACCGACUAUGGUGCUUUAAUAUAAAUAAAUGUGAUCGUCUAUAUUAUUUUUGUUAGAAAAAAGUUUAAUUCUAAUCUUAGACAUAUACAAUACUGUUUUUUUUUUAGUAUCAAUAUUGUUAUUUUAUGAAAUACACCUGGUUUUAAUUUUCUAACAAAAACCUUAGUUUUAGUCUUUUAGAUAUGUAAUAAUUCCACUAAAAACAUUCCAACGUUUUGUCAUUUAUUGAAAAUAAUAAAGUGUGAAAUUAUU